Messenger RNA from Acanthosepion pharaonis, 687 nucleotides. NCBI's taxonomy places the organism in Eukaryota, Metazoa, Mollusca, Cephalopoda, Sepiida, Sepiidae. The record is from the annotation of a GenBank genome assembly.
AUGCCACUACCGUCGCUAGUCCUAGUAUAUAUUAUUUUACACAUCCAUCUAUCUAUCUAUCUAUCUAUCUAUCUAUCUAUCUAUCUAUCUAUCUAUCUAUCUAUCUAUCCCAUACUGUUCCUAUCUAUCUAUCUAUCUAUCUAUCUAUCUAUCUAUCUAUCUAUCUGUUUGUUCAUAUCUAUCUAUCUAUCUAUCUAUCUAUCUAUCUAUCUAUCUCAUACUGUUCAUAAAUAUCUAUCGAUCACAUCCUGUCCGUAUCUAUCUAUCUAUCUAUCUAUCUAUCUAUCUAUCUAUCUCAAACUUUCAUAUCUCUCUCUCAUACGGUUCGUAUCUAUCUAUCUAACUAUCUAUUCUACUCAUAUUGUUCCUAUCUAUCUAUCUAUCUAUCUAUCUAUCUAUCUAUCUAUCUAUCUAUCUAUCAGUUUGUUCAUAUCUAUCUAUCUAUCUCAUACUUUCGUAUCUAUCUAUCUAUCUAUCUAUCUAUCUAUCUAUCUCAUCUGUCCAUAUCUUUCUAUCUAUCUCAUACUGUUUAUAAAUUUCUAUCUAUCUCAUACUGUUUAUAAAUAUCUAUCUAUCUAUCGAUCACAUCCUCUCCGUAUCUAUCUAUCUAUCUAUCUAUCUCACACGGUUCAUAUCUAUCUAUCUAUCUAUCUAUCUAUCUAUCUGUCUGUCUGUCUGUCCGUAUAA